AUGGCAGAGGCGGUGUCAUGGAGAGACACAGCAGCUUCGGACUUUAGGCUCAUGGAUGGAGUAAAGCUGAGUACUUAUAGGACAGCAACUGGCUUGCAGAAUGUCCCCUUUGGGCAUUCACAGAUCGGCAAAAAGAAUUAUGUAACCCAUGCACAAACAGGGCUGAUGCCAAAGGAUCACAUGACAGAGACUGAAGAUAAGAGUACGCCAUGCCUGCAGCUCCAGACUCCUCAGCUGUGCCCUCUACCUCUGCCUGGACCCUGCAAAGUGAGCAAGCUGCCGGCUUGGUGAAAGUGUAAGCAGGACCUGAGCAUGCUGUACACUGAGGAAAUGCGCUUCCUGAGGGAGCAGGUGGAAAGUAUGGGUGGUAAAAUUCCAUCUGCUACUCAGAAAGCCAAAUCAGAAGAGAAAACCACAGAAAAAACAGAUAAUAAGAAGUCAGAAGAAAGCAUAAAGACAGAUGAACCAUCAAGUGAAGAAAGUGAUUAAGAUGAAGGUGUGAUUGAACCAGAUAUAGAUGUCCCUCAAGAAAUGGGAGAUGAAACUGUAGAGAUAACUGAAGAGAUGAUGGAUCAGGCAAAUGGUAAGAAAAUGGCUGCCGUUGAAGUCCUCAAUUAUUCUGAAUGACAGAAAGCCAUCAACUUGUUUACAGAUGCCAUCAAACUGAAUCCUCACUUGGCCAUUCUGUAUGCCAAGAGAGCCAGUGUCUUCAUCAAAUUACCAAAGCCAAAUGCUGCCAUCUGAGACUGUGACUGAGCCAUUGAAAUUAAUCCUGAUUCAGCACAUGACCUUGCUCUUGCUUGUAAACUGGACUAUGAUGAAGAUUCUAAUGCAAUGCUGAAAGAAGUUCAACUGAGGGUCCAGAAAAUUGCAGAACAUUGGAGAAAGUAUGAGCGAAAAUGUGAAGGGUAAGAGAUCAAAGAAAGAAUGGACAGCAUUAAGAAGGCUCAGGAAGAACAUGAAAGAGCCCUGAGUGAAGAAGAAGCCAGAAGGCAAUCUGGAGCUCAGCAUGGCUCUUUUCCAGGUGGUAGGAACAUGCCAGGAAUGGCAGGUGGCAUGCCUGGGCUCAAUGAGAUUCUUGGUGAUCCAGAGGUUCUUGCAGCCACACAAUAUCCAGAAGUUAUGGCUGUCUUCUAGGAGGUGGCUCUGAACCUGGCAAACACGUCCAAAUGUCAGAGUAACUCUAAGGUCAUGAAUCUCAUCAGUAAAUUGUCAGCCAAGUUUGGAGGUCAGGCCUAA
Molecule: messenger RNA, 1239 nt
Organism: Chrysochloris asiatica (Cape golden mole)
Lineage: Eukaryota; Metazoa; Chordata; Mammalia; Afrosoricida; Chrysochloridae
Product: putative protein FAM10A5-like
Molecular function (GO): protein dimerization activity; Hsp70 protein binding
Source: RefSeq, a predicted model, not a curated record